This is a messenger RNA of Urocitellus parryii (Arctic ground squirrel), 894 nucleotides long. The record is from RefSeq and is a predicted model, not a curated record. Lineage: Eukaryota; Metazoa; Chordata; Mammalia; Rodentia; Sciuridae.
AUGACCUUGGAAUGCGGCUACGUCUGCUGCCAACGGUGCCUCGACUCCCUGUGGAAGGAGCCCCUGGCGGAGGGCGUGCUGUGCCCCCAGUGCUCCAUACUCUCUGAGAAGGACAGCACCGUGCACCACGUCCAGCUGGACAGGAUAGUGUCCAAGAUGAAGAAACUGGAGCCCAGGCUGAGGGCCAUUCUGAAGCUAAACCCAAGGAUAAAGAAGUUCCAAGUGGACGUGACACUGGACGUGGACACGGCGCACAGCCACCUGGCCAUCUCCCCGGACCUGCGGAGUGUGCGCUACGCGGGCUCUGCACAGCGGGGGAGCUCUGGAGCCGAGAGAUUCGACUCUCCGUGUGUGCUGGGCUCCCCACGGCUGGAAUCUGGCCGCAGCUACUGGGAGGUGGACGUGGGCACCAGCCGUGAGUGGGAUGUGGGGGUGUGUGCGGAUGCGGCCAGCCGCCGGGGCCCGCUGCAGCUGUCGACCGAGCACAGCUUCUGGACUGUGGGGCUGCGGCUUGGGAAGAUCUUUGCUGCCUGCACGGAGCCAACGACCGAGCUGCGGCUGCUGCCCCGCCUGCGCCGCCUGGGGAUCCUGCUGGACGCCGAGCUGGGGGUCCUGACCUUCUGCGACGUGGCGGACGGUGGGCACAUCUUCACCUUCACUGGCGUCACCGCGCGCCCGCUGCGUCCCUUUUUCUCUCCAGCGAACACGCUUCCUGACGACCGCGGCAUCCUGCGCAUCUGCCCAGUGACAAUGCAGCUCUACAAGGACUAUCCACCCCGACUUAGGACGGCGGAAGAAGGGUGCAGAAGAGGGACCAGCACAUGGCGCCUUCUGCGAGAUGGCCCGGGAGGCGAGGUGGCGAGUGAGGGGGAGACGCAGGCUGGAGACCGGUAG